This is a messenger RNA of Gloeophyllum trabeum ATCC 11539, 1721 nucleotides long. RefSeq lists its product as uncharacterized. Gene Ontology annotation, cellular component: nucleus. Lineage: Eukaryota; Fungi; Basidiomycota; Agaricomycetes; Gloeophyllales; Gloeophyllaceae. The coding region runs from base 1 to 1545 and encodes 514 amino acids. The record is from RefSeq and is a predicted model, not a curated record. The transcript has 5 exons. Gene Ontology annotation, biological process: regulation of transcription by RNA polymerase II.
AUGUCGACUACAACGACAACAACCGCCCGCCCCCUCAAACGCAGACGCGCCUCCUCCCUAUCAUACGUCCUCCGCCUCUCCACGCCCUCCACCUCCUCCGAACACGACGCGUCCUCUCCUUCUCUCCAACCAAAUCACUGCGAAAAUGAAAAUUCAAAUGAACCGGGACCGUCUUCUGGACGCUUCAUCCUCGUGAACGGCGUACUGACGAGAGACACGAAGAAAAGGUACAAGUGCACGUUCGCGGGCUGCGACAAGACGUACGCGAAGCCGAGCAGGCUCGCGGAGCACGAGCGGGUGCACACUGGCGAGCGUCCCUUCACCUGCCCCACCUGCGCUAAAUCCUUCCUCCGCGAAACCCACUUAACGGCGCAUGCGCGCUCGCACCUCCCCGCCUCGGCGCGCCCCCUUGCCUGCCCCGAGUCUGGGUGCGACAAGCGCUUCUGGACGCGCCAGCACCUCGCCGUGCACGAGGCGUGGCACCGCGGGGAGCGCGAGCCGAAGUUCCAGUGUACGGAAGAAGGAUGCACGCAGGCCUUUGCGAAGCACCACCAGCUGCGCGCGCACGUCUGCGCGGCGCACCGCCCGCCCGGGACGAAGGCGUACCAGUGCGCGCACGCGGGGUGCGCGAAGAGCUUUGAUACGCGGCAGAAGUUGAGGGCACAUGUGCGGGUGCAUGACGAACACCGCUACGCAUGCCCCACCUGCCCCUCCACCUUCUUUCCGACCUGGACCGCGCUCCAGGCGCACAUGCGCGCGGCGCACCCGCCGACGUGUCCCUACCCCGCGUGUGGGGGACGGAGGUUCGCGCACGCGAAAGGGUUGAGAGCUCAUCUGAGGAUCCACGAGGAACAGGCGGGGGACAACGGGGAAGGAGGUGGCGACGGGGAAGGGAAGGGGGGAGAAGGCAGGGAUGCGGAAGGAGAUGAGGGGCAUGGGAGGAAGAGAAGGAAAGGAGGCGGGGAGUGGGUCUGUGAGGAGGGGGGGUGCGAGAAGCGGUUUUAUUCGAAAAAAUCCCUCAACGUCCACACGCGCGUCGCGCACCUCGGCGUGCGCGCCUACGCGUGCCCGCACGCCGGGUGCGGGCGGAAGUUUGGGUACAAGCAUCUCGUGGGGCGGCAUGUGGGACGGGUGCAUCGGGGGGAGGGGGAGGGUGUCGGCGUGGGUGGGGAUGGGGAGGAGGAGGAGGAGGAGGAAGGUGGGCAGGGGGAAAGUGAGGACAGUGAGCAGGGGGAGGAAGAGGAAGGGGGGGAGGACGAGCACCCAAGCGCGAUCGACCUCCUCACCGGCAAGGCGUACGCUGAGUGCGCGCGGGACGCGGGGAAGGUGCGCUGUCCGUACCCCUGCACGUCUGUUCUCUGCGCCGGCGCGCCGGGCUCCGAGGUCGGUCAGGGUGGGAGGGUUGAAGGCGAAGGCGAGAGGUGCGAGUACGUCUUCGGCCGCGCUUAUGAUCUGAGGAGACAUUUGAGGGCUGUGCACGACAUGGAGGCGGGGCGGGAGGAGGUGGAUGCGUGGGUGAGAAGCGAGAGGUCUUCCCUGUGUUGAUCUAGGACCAGGACGGUAGUUGGGUUUUCUAGCAGAUCUAUAUGAGGUACAGCUUGCGGUGGGUAGGAGGUGACGGAUGAACGAGGGGCUAAGUUGUGGUUCACUCUCUAGAGUGAUACAGUAAGUGCGAUGAGUGUCAGGAUAAAUACACUGCGCGUGGAACGGGCAUUGUAACC